AUGAUGCCAAAGGAAAAACGAAGUAAUGUGAUGAUGAAACAGAAACUUGUUCUCCGGCAGAGCAGUUCUGAUCACGAAAACGAUAACGAUAUUGUUUUAUUGCCAUCCAAAGAUUCGCUGUCAUCCAUUUCAAUCGACUCCCCGACUUACAUCACUACUGCAAACUAUUUUGAACUGUUUGAGGCACUUGGUAUAUCCGUGAACAACGAUCCAUCCAUUCUAUCGAGAAAAUUUUCUCGCAACGUCACCAUGUCCAAAUCACCAAAUCUUUCCAAAUUACUCAGCCGAGUCUCUGACCUCGAAACAAGUGGAGGACCAAUGUCUGUUAACGGCCGUAAACCGGAUAUUAAGAAAAUCAACGUUUCAGGAAGUGAUAAUAUUAAUGAAGCAAUUCAAUAUGGAUCAAUGGAAGAAUUCGUGGAGAAGUUCGUUGCGGAUCCGACAAAACGUCGCCCAAUUCGAAAGGUACUUGUGGCAACCAACGGAAUCGGAGCUGUCAGGUGUAUUCUUGCAAUCCGCCGUUUGCUGAACCAACUUUUCCGCGAUGACAAACUCAUCAAGUUCAUUUGUUUAACAACUCAGCAUGAAGUUGAAUCGAACGCCGAAUACCUCAAAUUAGCAAACAACCUGGUAUUCUCACCGACUGGAAGCAAUAGAAACAACUACGCAAACGUCGACGAGAUCAUCAAACAUGCUGUUGAAAAGAAUGUUGACGCGGUGUGGGCCGGAUGGGGUCAUGCUUCGGAGAAUCCAGAGCUGCCAAAAAGACUUGCUGAACACAACAUUGUGUUUGUUGGGCCGCCGAGCAGCGCUAUGUUCAGUCUUGGAGAUAAAAUCGCGAGUACAAUAAUUGCCCAAACCGUCGGAAUACCUACUAUCGCAUGGUCCGGAGCGGGAAUCAAAAUGGAGUCGAAAAUCCGCGCUAAAGGAGAUUUUAUCGAAGUUCCGCACGAGCUACUUCAAAAGGCAACGGUGUCGACGGCUCAAGAAGGUCUUGAUGCUCUUAAGCAUCACAACAUUGGAUUUCCACUUAUGAUCAAAGCUUCCGAAGGCGGCGGUGGUAAAGGAAUCAGAAAAUGCACAAAGAUCGAAGACUUCAAAAGCAUGUUCAGCGAGGUUGUUCAAGAGCUUCCGGGAUCGCCGAUAUUUUUGAUGAAGUGCGUUGAAAACGCGAGACACAUCGAAGUACAGCUUAUUGCGGACCGAUACGAAAAUGUGAUACCGGUGUUCACAAGAGAUUGUUCGAUUCAACGACGAUGUCAAAAAAUCAUUGAGGAGGCACCGGCAAACAUUGCGCGACCAGAAGUUUUGAAAGCGAUGCAGGAAGAUGCGGUGCGUAUUGCGAAAUACGUCGGAUACGAGUCGGCCGGAACUGUUGAGUACAUGUACAUGCCGGACACCGAAGAAUAUUUCUUCUUGGAAUUGAAUCCACGACUUCAAGUGGAACAUCCAUGCACGGAGAUGAUUGCAAACAUCAGUAUCCCUGCAAUUCAAAUUCAAAUUGCCAUGGGAUUGCCACUUCAUAGAAUUCACGACGUGCGAAUGUUCUUCGGACUCGAGAGAAAUGGCGAUUCACCACUUCCGGAAGACACAGUUCUGACCCACACCGAACACUGCAGCAUUGCGGCAAGAAUCACGAGUGAAGAUCCCGAUGACAGUUUCCGGCCAUCGACAGGAUCUGUCGAAGCUCUGAAUUUCCGAUCGUCGCAAGAUGUUUGGGGAUACUUUUCGGUAUCAAGCGGUGGAAAAGUUCACGAAUUCGCUGAUUCGCAAUUCGGUCAUUUGUUCGCUCGUGGACGCACUAGGGCGGAUGCUAUUGGAAACAUGCUCGGAGCGUUGAAAGAACUUGAACUCCGCGCAACAUUCAAAUCCCAAGUGUCGUACCUUGUCGAUCUUAUAAUGGAGCCGGACUUCAUUAACAACAGCUUCAACACUCAAUGGCUUGACAUUAGAAUUGCCAAGAAGAUUAAACAGAAAUGCUCACUUCCGAUGAGUGACAUUAUUGCAAUCAGUGCAGCGGUCAUCGGACACUCACGUGUGACUCAGGCGUUUGACAGCUUCAAAGGGGCCAUUCAACGUGGUCAGGUUUUGCCGCCGAAUGAUCUCACAGAGACAUUCCUGUUUGAUCUUGUCAAAGAUUUGAAGAUUUACAGUGUAAAAGUCACACGAAGUGCGCCUUUCUCCUUCGUUAUUCUUCUCAAUGGUUCGACGACGACUGUUAACAUUGUUCUUCUCGGAAACGGUGGUCUUAUGGUGACGCACGGUGACAGUGUCUAUCAAUGCAAUCUCGAAGAAACAUCGGAAACAUUCAAAGUCACUAUUGGAAAUCAAAUUAUUGUUUUCGAAAAGGACAAUGAUCCGAGCGUUCUCAAAUCGCCAUACACUGGAAAACUUUUGGCUUAUAAAAAAGAAGAUGGAGAUUAUGUUGAUGUUGGAGAGACAUUCGCUACCGUCGAAUCAAUGAAGCUUGUGUUCAACGUUGAGGUCAAGAAAGCACCAGGACGACUUGUUCGUGUUGCUAACGAAGGAGACUUGCUUUUCCCUGGAUCGGUAAUUGCUCGACUCGUUGAUCAAAAGGAUUCGGAAAAGUAUCGACCACAGCCAUUCACGGGAACAUUCAAAGAAUGGACAUCAGUGAAGGAUUCGAAAUCGGAGAACAAUCGGAAUUUGUACAACUCGUGUUUAGAGAAGUGCCGAAAUAUUCUGGCAGGUUCAGUUCCGCUCGGCGGAGUUGCGGAAAUCACCGAACUUUCAAAUGAGCUCUUCAAGUAUCUCAAUGCAGAUAACCUGGCACAAAUCAUUUUGGAGCCUGUCAUUUCGCAAGCAUCCAAAGCUUUCCCAAUUGACUAUCGAAAACAACUCGGCGAUGCAAUUGAAAAGGCAAAUGUCGACGGAACACACAUUUUGAGUGUGUUGAAAACGGCAAGCCAUAAUGAAGAUGUCGUGAAGGCUAUUAAUGCUUGUUCUGAGUUUGUCAACGGCUCACGAGGUUUUGCAGCCAACGUGUUGAACAGCCUUCUCGAGGAUUACAUUAAAGUCGAAAAAUAUUUUGAAGGAAAGGCUUACGAUGAUUCGGUUGCUGAAAUCAAGACCGAUUAUACUUGUGGAAACGCGGUAGUACAAACUAUAUACUCACACACGCAAAUAAAGUCGAAAAAUAUAGUGAUUAAAGCAAUCUUGGAAGCAUUGAAAGUCACCGGAUCAAAGUUCAUUCCGAAUCUUUUGGAAAACCUUCGCGAAAUUGGAAACCUCCACCACACCACGUCGAUUUCUUCGUUGGCCCGUGAAAUCCUUCUCAUCCACCAAAACCUCUGCUACAAGAACAACUUCUCCGCAGUUACGGACGGUGGUACGAAGCCGACAGCCGAAGAAAUGAAAGAAUGGCUGAAUGGAAAAAAUUCGAAACAAGCCGAUUCGCAAGCAUGGAAGAUCAUGCACGAGUAUUUCUUUGAGAAAGAAAUUGGAUCGCUUGCUCUUGAGAAAUUCGUCAAUAAUUACAUAUCGGCUGAAGAAGGAUUCGUCGAGAAUCAAUAUGUUCUUGGCACUAUCAGCGCGAUUGUUCACAUCAACACAUUCAAUUUGUUGAAAAAACCGACAAGAUUCCAUCGCAUCGUUCUCCCGGGUGAUAAACUCUCGGUCGUUCGACUUCAACUGCCAUCAGCUAUGUAUGCUGCCGGGUUGACACACCCAGUGUUCCUCAAUUUCCUUAAAGAACAUUUCGCCAAGAUUGCUGGUGAUGUCAAUGUUUCCAUCUUUGUCAAAAUCACCGAUGACUAUUCGUCUCACACUGAUUUGUCGUGUUUGACUGAAGCUGAAGAGCGGAAAGUUUGCGAGGCGCAAGCAUCCGUUCCAAUCAUCACCGAAGCUUUGAAGUCGAUUGGCCACGAGAAUGUUCGCGUCAACACUAUCCUCUGCCUUCACGACCGCCCACUUCCCCAACUGACGUUCUUCGAACAAGUUCGUCUCGAGAAGAACAGACUUCCACUGAACACUUACCCAGUUUCUUCACGACUUUCUUCCGUGAGAACAUAUCAGCUCGAUGAUAGCGACAAGAAAUUUGCAAAACUUUUCAUCAGACAACACUUGCUGAUUCCAGGAAGAAAUGCGGAGGAAGUUAAGAAGGGUAUCUCGGAAGCUCUCUUCGCCGCAUUGGACAACUCAUGCACUGCCGCACAAGUUGCAAUGGGCAAAACCAAGAAGAUCUACACUUCCAACCACAUCUUCAUUCACAUUUCAUGUCCAGGCCUCUCUGAAGAAGACAUUGGAUCGGCCGAACAUCUCAAUUUCAUGCGUCAGUGCAUUCAGCAAGAAGUGGAUUGCCACAAAAGAAUCUUGUACAAGCACAGAGUGACGGAAGUUGAGAUUGUGUACGAGUCGACCGAAGGAAGCAAGCGGAUCGUUCUUCGGGAUGAGACUGGAGUCACUCCAGAAGUCAUUACCGAAUUCCCAGAAAUACUUGGCAAGUAUCCGGCGUUGAGCAACAUUGAGAAGAAACGCGUUGCCACAAGAGCCAAUCACACCAGCUACAUUUACGACUUUCCAAUGAUUUUCGGUCUGGCUGCUUACAAGGAGUGGAAGUCCUGCAAAAAGCUUGACAUCGAAACGUACAAUGCUCGUCUUCAAUCUCUUCCGGAGAGGAAAAGAAAAGAAUUGCUCAGUGGACAUUGGCGCAGAUUUUUGGACGUUCAAGAACUGGUCGCCAAAGACGGAAAAAUCGAAGUGAUCAGCGAUGAAGAAGAAAUGAAGAAACGCUCAAACAAUGCGUUGAAUAAGUGUGGAAUGGUUGCCUGGAUUGUGCGACUUUAUACACCAGAAAAGCCGGAAGGAUACGAUUCGAUUUUGAUUGGAAAUGAUAUCACAUUCCAAUCGGGAUCAUUCGGAACUGCUGAAGAUGAGCUCUUUGCUCUUGCUUCAAAAUUGGCUCGUGAAAGAAAUUUGCCAAGAGUCAAUGUGUCGUGCAAUUCUGGAGCUCGUAUCGGACUCGCUGAGAAUGUUUCGAAACUCGUGAAACUUCAACUCAAGAACGAGGAGAAGCCGGAACAAGGAUUCGAAUACCUUUACAUCGACGCGGAACACAAGGAUCUUGUUAAGGGACAGAUAGAAUACGAGGAAUUGGCAAAUGGCAGACUCAAAAUAACUGCAGUUAUCGGCCACAAAGAUGAAAAGAUUGGAGUUGAGAACCUUCAAGGAUCUGGUCUAAUUGCUGGAGAAACAUCGCGUGCCUACUUGGAGAUUCCGACCUAUUGCUAUGUCACUGGAAGAUCCGUUGGAAUUGGAGCAUAUACGGCAAGAUUAGCCCACAGAAUUGUGCAACACAAACAAUCGCACUUGAUUCUUACUGGAGCUUCUGCUCUCAACACUCUUCUUGGAAAAGAUGUUUACACGUCGAACAACCAACUGGGUGGACCAGAAGUCAUGUUCCGCAACGGAGUAUCGCAUGCUGUUGUCGAGAACGACUUGGAGGGAAUUGCAAAGGUUCUCAAAUGGAUGUCUUAUCUUCCGGCACCAAAGGAGAACUUCCCAUUCUUCGAGAAAUUCGGAACCGACAUUGCGGUUCGUGAUGUCCAUAUUCCGAUUGAAGGAUGUGAGGAGAAGCAAUACGAUGUUCGCAAACUCAUUGAUUCGCAAGACAUUUUCCACAAAACAGGAAUAUGCGAUACGAUGUCAUUCGACGAAAUUUGCGGCGACUGGGCAAAAUCGAUUGUUGCUGGACGCGCAAGACUCUGCGGAAUUCCCAUCGGCGUUGUUGCAUCAGAGUUCCGAAACUUCCAGACAAACGUUCCAGCAGAUCCAGCACUCGAAGGAAGUGAAGCUCAAGUUCUUCAACGCGCCGGACAGGUUUGGUAUCCGGAUUCGGCUUAUAAAACUGCAGAGGCUAUCAAUGAUUUGAAUAAGGAAAACCUUCCGCUUUUGAUCAUUGCUAGUCUCAGAGGAUUUUCUGGAGGACAGAAAGACAUGUACGAUAUGGUUCUUAAGUUUGGAGCUCAAAUUGUCGAUGCACUUGCUGUUUACGAUCGCCCAGUGAUUGUCUACAUACCAGAAGCCGGUGAACUUCGUGGAGGAGCUUGGGCUGUUCUUGACGGACAAAUUCGCCCAGAAUUCAUUCAUCUCGUUGCCGAUGAGAAAUCACGUGGAGGAAUUCUCGAACCAAAUGCUAUUGUUGGUAUCAAAUUCCGCGAGCCGAAACAAAUUGAAAUGAUGAUUCGAAGUGACAAGAAAAUGAGAGAACUUCAUGAAGCCGGAAAGAAGGAAGAAAUGGAAGAGCGUGCCGCUGAUCUCAAGAAGGUCUACAGAAGUGCCGCUGUUGAGUAUGCCGAUGCUCACGAUCGCUGGCAGAGAAUGAAGGCUGUCGGAGCCGUCGAAUAUGUGACUUCGGUUCGCAUGUCUCGCCGUCUUUUCUCUCAAAUCUACCGCAACGAACUCGCCAAAGUGGGACUUGCUGAAAAGUAUCGCAACGCUCCACAUUUCAAUCGACCAACACUGGCCUCAUCAAUGAUCUGGGUUGAAGAGCAGCUGAAGAAUGUCGUGAAACAUAAUUCUUCAAUGGAUGAUCAGUACGAACAAAUUAAAAACUACUAUAACACGCGAUUCUGGAAUGAAUUGAAGGAUUCCAUUCUUGUUGAUCGCAAAAGAUAUGAGAAUGAGUUUGAGUCAUUCCUCAAAGUCUGCGAUCAUCGCCAAAGUAGCUAA
Messenger RNA from Caenorhabditis bovis, 6690 nucleotides. The record is from the annotation of a GenBank genome assembly. Lineage: Eukaryota; Metazoa; Nematoda; Chromadorea; Rhabditida; Rhabditidae.